AUGACCCAGCCGACCCAGCUAGUCACCCACAUGGGACAGCUCUCGCCGCUCUCCCAGCUAUCGGCCAAGCUCUCGGCGCUCCAGGAUCCGCCACUCCGCGGCGCGUCUGCCGUCGUCCCCUCGCACCCUCUCCCGUCGACGAGCGCGAGCUUUGCGCCUCGGCCGCGGCCGGCAAGCACCAGCUCGCUUCGCCGGCUCUCGAUGGGCGCUACGCCGCCGGAUAGUCAGGCGGCGCUCAGCGGCGAGGCCGGGUCGGCGCGAGCCGGACGGACCACGAGCGCGCUGCUGGUCGAGCUGGCGCCAUCGCACGAUGUGGCCGACUCGUUGCUGUUUAUGCGCGAGCAGAUGGUGGCACUCGGGAAAAGAAUGCAGCGGCUGGAGGAUGCUGUUGCGAGCCUCUCGUCCACUGCUAGUUGUCACCGACGAGGUGACGACGAUGUUGACCAAGAAUCGUCCGGCUCGUCGACCCGCGGCGGGAGCGACGACGAUGACGAUGGAAGCGGCCGGCGCGCGCCCGAGCUCGCCAACGACGACGACCCCAUCGCUGCCCAGCACACGCACGCCCUCAAGCGCCGCAUCGAGCUCAUCAUCCGCAAGCACCACUCUGAGGUGGGACGGUAG
Messenger RNA from Thecamonas trahens ATCC 50062, 621 nucleotides. RefSeq lists its product as uncharacterized. NCBI's taxonomy places the organism in Eukaryota, Apusomonadida, Apusomonadidae. The transcript has a single exon. The record is from RefSeq and is a predicted model, not a curated record. The coding region runs from base 1 to 621 and encodes 206 amino acids.